GGAGGCAAGUGCUGGAAGAUUUAACCCCGGAGCCACACUGGUGGGAGGCACGUGUGGGUGCCAGUGCGCGCGUAGGUCCCUGCAUGCCCAGCAGCCUCCACCUGCCCAGUGACCAUGAUAGUGUUUGUCAGGUUCAACUCCAGCCAUGGUUUCCCAGUGGAGGUCGAUUCCGACACCAGCAUCUUCCAGCUCAAGGAGGUGGUUGCUAAGCGACAGGGGGUUCCAGCUGACCAGUUGCGUGUGAUUUUCGCAGGGAAGGAGCUUCGGAAUGACUUGACAGUGCAGAGCUGUGACCUGGAUCAGCAGAGCAUCGUUCAUGUCGUGCUGAGACCCUGGCGCAAAGGCCAAGAAAGGGAGGCCACUGGACAGGACGGCCCAGGAACUGCCGUGGAGGGCUCGGAGAAAGAGCCUGAGAGCUUGACGCGCGUGGACCUCAGCAGCUCCAUCCUCCCGGCCCGCUCGGUGGGUCUGGCUGUGAUCCUGAACAGCGACUAUGCGGGGACCCUGCCAACUGGAAGGCCAGCAGGUCAAGGAACCUACAACAGCUUUUAUGUUUAUUGCAAAGGCCCCUGUCAAAGAGUACAGCCAGGAAAACUCCGGGUGCAGUGCAGCACCUGCCAGCAGGCGACGCUCACCUUGGCCCAGGGUCCAUCUUGCUGGGACGAUGUCUUAAUCCCAAACCGAAUGACCGGUGAAUGCCAAUCUGCAAACUGCCCUGGGACUACAGCCGAAUUUUUCUUUAAAUGAGCACACCCAACCUCUGACAAGGAAACGUCAGUAGCUUUGAACCUGAUUACGACAAACAGUCGAGACAUCACCUGCAUAACGUGUACCGACGUCAGGAGCUCUGUCCUGGUUUUUCAGUGCAACCACCGCCACGUGAUUUGCUUAGACUGUUUCUACUUAUACUGUGUGACAAGACUUAAUGACCGGCAGUUUAUCCAUGACCCUCAGCUUGGCUACUCUCUGCCUUGUGUGGCUGGCUGCCCCAACUCCUUGAUUAAAGAGCUCCAUCACUUCAGGAUUCUUGGAGAAGAGCAGUAUAACCGGUACCAGCAAUAUGGCGCUGAAGAGUGUGUGCUACAGAUGGGGGGUGUGCUGUGCCCCAGCCCUGGCUGUGGAGCAGGGCUGCUUCCCGAGCCAGGCGUGAGGAAGGUCACUUGUGAAGGGGGCAGCAGUCUGGGCUGUGGGUUUGUCUUCUGCCGGGACUGUAAGGAAGCGUACCAUGAAGGUGAAUGCGGCACCCUAUUUGAAGCCUCAGGAGCAGUUACUCAGGCUUACAGAGUUGAUGAGAAGGCCGCGGAGCAAGCUCGGUGGGAAGAGGCCUCCAAAGAAACAAUCAAGAAAACCACCAAGCCCUGUCCCCGUUGCCAUGUGCCUGUUGAAAAAAAUGGAGGAUGCAUGCACAUGAAGUGCCCACAGCCGCAGUGCGGGCUGGAGUGGUGCUGGACCUGCAGCUGUGAGUGGAACCGCGCCUGCAUGGGAGACCACUGGUUCGAUGUGUAGCCUCAGCCCCGCGAGCGGGCGCCCCCUGCCGUCCAACUUGGAAACGUACAAAGGGUCCUGCCAUUCCCUGCUCUUUCUCCAAACUCCCUCUCUCUCUCCCUCCCUCUCUCUCUCUCUCUCUCUCUCUCUUUCCCUUUCUCUCUCACGCAUGCACACGCACACACACACACAGACACAGCACCCCUCAAGCUCCUUCCAAAACCACUAAAACAAAGUUACAGGAGAAGCUCCUGGGAUCCCUUUCUUUGUGCCCUCGAAAAACAACAAGAAGUAUUCUCGGGCCUCAGCAAUACACAGACCGCGGGGCACAGAGGAAGGUGCGUCCGCGUUUUGUAAGGAUUGUCAUUCUCGCAGGAAUUCAAGUCACACUGGGUUUAAGUACGCAGAGAGAGAUUUCUCAGGUUUAAUUUCCUGCAUUGUACCUUCAGCAAAGAUUGGGAAGAAGCCGUUGGUGAGGAAAUAGUUCGGAGGGACUAUUGUCAGUGGUUCUCUAUAAGACGGCCGACAGUGGGUUCUGGGAACUAUAUUCUCGGCUUUAAGAGCAAUGCUCUUACUUAAAUUUUCAGAGAGCAUCUAUUCCCAAAGAACCACAGGCAAUAGUCAAACUCGGUGUUUAUCCCUAAGAAUUCUACCUUUAUAUAUUGCAUGGAUGGAAUAUCAACUAUGCAUAAAUCAGCUUGUCAACUAGUGAGAAAUUAUGAAAGUUAAUUUGAAUGUUGAAUGUUGCCAUUAUAGGAAAGAAAUCAAAACUUCCUGUACUUUUCCUUCCAUUUAAUUAUUUGAGACCUUAGGAAGAAAUUGUUUUUCUGAGAACAUUAUGAAGUCUUUAAUUUGAUUUUAAACAUUCACUUUGCAGCUUGGGGAAUAAGCUAGUACAUUUGGCUUCACUGUAAAUUUAAUGGGGAAGGUGCCUGUAGAGGAGACAUUUUUAGAAAUGGUUUUAUAAUGAUUCUCAAUGUUAAUAAAAGUGCAGGGUGUUAAGGCAGAAAUCUUUAAAGAAGGAGCAUUUCUAGGGAUAACAAAACAGAACCAAGACCAAUUCUGUACCAGGAAGGUUUAUGCUCCUUCUGCACCUGCUCGGUCCCCCAAGCCGCAUGCUCCAGGGGCUCAGACCCCCGAAUGGAUUACUCCAAGGGGAGCUCUUCUCUAGGACAGUAGAGUCACACCAGAAGAUUUCCUCAUGUUGACCGGGAUCUAAAUGGAGUGUUUAUCAAGUUUUCAAUUUUUUUUUUUUGAGGCAUUCACAACACAUCAAAAAGAGAUGUGUUUACACCAAAUGCGGCAGACCUCAUUUCCUAUAGCACAGUGUACAGAUGAAAAAGUAUGACCACCGUCUUUGGUUCUCAUUAUCUGUCUUCUCAGGGCUUUUCUUUAUAGACAUAGCACCAGAAAUCCUUGCCGGAGGAGAGAGGGAAUGACCUCAGAAUAUUUCCCAAGGACAUCUGUCCCUCUGUCCCUACCUAUCUUCCCAGGGACCAUCCUGCCUGAUCACCCUUUUUUUCCCCCCUCAGAGGCCGGUCCUGGGACAAGAUGGGGUGUGGCAACCACAGUGGCAUUAAUCAGCCUCAUUUGGCUUCGCUCUCUCAGAAAAUCCAACCUCCCCAACAUGAUCCCAAAGCUGCCAGACUCAUGUCACGAAGCCUUAACGAUCAUGGCGAGGGAACGGAGAGCCAAGUAUCUGUAAACGUGAGAAAAAGGAAGGUCGCUAGGCAUGAGCCCACAUGUCCCAGGGGCUGGUAUCAGUGAGGGCACGUUACUGACAAUCCCCGCAAGUAGCUUCUCACACUGACCCAGCAGGACAAAUCAGACGGCUCCCUCUGUCAUGUGGAGCACCCGGCAUUUUAUAGCCACUAUAGUUCUUGGGUUUAGUGAUGCUGUCCUGACUGCUUCCCUCCAAAUCUGUGUGCUGUGUUGUGUGUGCGAAGCCGGAACAGGGUUUGCUGUCAUGGGUUCAGGCACGGUAGAAGUUUCUAGGGCUUUGCUCCUUUCUUUUGGUGGUGGUCUUUUUUUUUUUUUCCUCCAGAAUAGAAUACUGAGACAAGUUAACAGGAAAAAACAGCCUCUGUAAAGGAAUGGGAAAUCACAAACCACUAUAAAAGAACAUGCUUGAACAUGAAAUGUGUAACUGAAUGUGAAUAUAUCAAAAGCAUAGAAAUAAAAUCUUUGCAGAAGAAUCUUUAUUUUUCUCUGAAGCGUGUAAAGGAAUAUUUGACAACUAUGUCUAAGGUUGUACUCAAAUUAUCAAUAA
This is a messenger RNA of Zalophus californianus (California sea lion), 3754 nucleotides long. It is a transcript of the gene PRKN, whose product is annotated as parkin RBR E3 ubiquitin protein ligase. Gene Ontology annotation, cellular component: ubiquitin ligase complex; mitochondrion; endoplasmic reticulum. The record is from RefSeq and is a predicted model, not a curated record. Gene Ontology annotation, biological process: regulation of apoptotic process; autophagy of mitochondrion; regulation of cellular response to oxidative stress. Lineage: Eukaryota; Metazoa; Chordata; Mammalia; Carnivora; Otariidae. Gene Ontology annotation, molecular function: ubiquitin protein ligase activity; zinc ion binding; ubiquitin conjugating enzyme binding.